Molecule: messenger RNA, 2154 nt
Organism: Penicillium taxi
Lineage: Eukaryota; Fungi; Ascomycota; Eurotiomycetes; Eurotiales; Aspergillaceae
Exons: 2
Coding region: 1-2154 (717 amino acids)
Source: RefSeq, a predicted model, not a curated record
AUGGAGGAGUCAGAAGAGUUUACGGUCAAUAAUGGGCUAUAUGUCAAGUCGAAACACCCCCUUGUCGCGUUCUCGCAACGUUUAUCGAGAACGUCGAGGUGGGUCUAUAGUCCUAUUGUUGAACACACGAAGCCGGACUAUAUAUGUCAUACAGCUCCUACAACCAUGAGUCAAUUUCAGUUAUUCCCGCCUCCUUCACCGGAGAUAAAGGCUGCAAAGAACCCAUUUCGCAGGGUUAAGAAGCCGAUUCAAAAGGCUGAAUCGGAACCCAUCCCUCUCAAUGAAAUAAAGGAUUCGUCUUCCAACACGGAAUCGUUAUUGCUUCAAAUCAUCGAAGAUACCCAUGAUCUGCCGCCCCCACCACCACUACCAGCACAUCUUGCACGGGGAAAGUCUCUGUCUACGGCAGACUCAUCGCCUAAUUCGAAGUCCACCCAAUCUGCACGCAGCCGAAGUCGCCAGGGAAAUCACACCAGCCAGCGAUCUUUACCUUUGCAGAGCAGCUCGAGCAGUAGUAGCAGUAGCCCUUACACUGCCAUUUCAUCUGCAUCUCCCCAGUCGCUACAGUCUUCUGCUACUCCACAAGUUCCUAUGAAAUCUAUGUUUCCUCAAUUUGAUCCUAAAGUCCCGCUCAAUCAACAGAAGUAUCUCUCUCAAAUGGUUAACGAUGAUCUGUCUACCAAGACCUCUCGUAAGCCACAGCUUACACUUUCGCCAACAUCGAAUAUUGACCAGUUUCUUGGGCCCAAAACUGUCCCCGCAAGUAUAGUUAACUUUCCGACUGGGGUAAUGGAGCCAGAGGAGAUCCAAUAUUCCUCUAAUCAGGAGUUGGAAUUACUCUGGGAAGCUGCCAAUGGUCAACGGCCCCAGGAUAUUGACGGAGCCUUCAAUCUACGCUUAACAAAAACUGGACCUGCAACUUUCGCAUUUGGGAAUUCACAGAAGCCAUUUUAUACAUUGCAAACCUACUCGAACAAUGAAAUAUCUAUAUCUCGUGGAGUUCCAUCGAAGCCUAAUCACGAUGUCCCUAUCAUGACCCUGAGCCUUGAGGACCGCAGACGCCGUGAGCACCCCCACGAUGGGCUUGUCACACUACUCUUCCCCAGGCUAGCUGCCAUGCUCGCUAUCGAACAGGCCGAAGAGAUCAGCAAAUACCACCAUCUCUCCGGGUCCCAUGCAUCAGAAAUUGAAAGCAACGCUCUUAAGCGGGCAGCCGCUCAAGAAUCCUGUCGUCUAUCCUGGAAUCGCAACCUUCGCCUUUACGAGUUUCGACAUCCAUCGCAGUCCAAACGACUUCCUCCGCCCCUAGUCGGGGCUGAAGGUAUUCCACUAUCUCCUGUGCAAUCUCAAUCAUCGGGCAUUUUAUACAUAACCGUUUCCGCACCUUCAAACGAUGCGACACCUCACCAGCCGCCGACAAUAAUUGUCACUGGUCCCAUGUCCUCCACAGCCAUGGAAGCAGCGCAAGAAGCCGCUAACCCGCGUACAUCCACAAUGCCCGUCUCUGACCAAGAUGAGCCGCUCGCAACUAUGGAUUUUGGAACGCGUACUUUGUCCAUUUCUCCCGCUGCUGUUAUCGCUACUAUCCCAUCGCUCUACGCUAUUGACUCGCUGAUCGCGGCUAUCCUGGCAGUCGCCGUCUCUGACGAAGCCACAAAUCCUAUUCUCGCAGAUAUGGACCUUGGCUCACCUCAAUCAGUGGGACCGAAUGCGGUAUCGGCGACUAAAUCAGGAGCCGCAAUGCCUUACCGUGGAGAUCUUAUAACAACAUUGGCUGAGCGCGAAGACUACAAUCAAAGUCUUGAGCUAGCGUCGCAAAUAGAGGCUGCUGCAACAUCAAAGCCAGCAAAGAGGAAAAGUUUCUUGAGAUUCUGGGACCGGGGUAGCGCUGUUUCUACUCCUAAGGAUAGCCACCGCAAGUCCAAGUCGAAAAAGAAGCAGAUCGUGGUCGAAGAAUUUGAUUUAGAGAAAUACGGCAGGUAUGGUUCGAGCUCGUCUCGUGAGGGCGAGAAAGUACCCGGCAUCACUCGGGGCUUACUGAAGAUUCUAUUCUUUGGAUUGGAUAUACUUGUCAAGGGGUUGACACUCCUGGUCAAAAUAUUGGCUUGGUUGUUGGUGAAUUCUACCCGCUGUGUUACAAGUGAGAAGUUUUAA